This is a messenger RNA of Rangifer tarandus platyrhynchus (Svalbard reindeer), 6546 nucleotides long. Lineage: Eukaryota; Metazoa; Chordata; Mammalia; Artiodactyla; Cervidae. The record is from the annotation of a GenBank genome assembly.
AUGGAUGAAAUUUAUAAGACUGCUUCCACAGAAAGGAUCCAGGUGUUGGAAAAAGAACUGGCUAUGCAAUUGACUGAACUUAAGUCUGAGAUAGAAGAACAACGGACUCUCCAGGGGUCAGCUCAUCAAACUUACAGCUCUGUUCGAAUGCCAAAGGACAUCUCUUACUUUAGAAGAGAAAGGGAACUGGCCCUAAAGAAAACUUUACAGGUGGCCGAGUCAAAGUCCCUUGUUAUUCAACCAGAUGUCAUGCAGAGGGAGCUAGAGAGCUGCCUAAAGAGAGAGUACACUCCUGAAAAUUUACCUUUGCUUCUGUUGCAGCAUUAUACAGAGAGAAUUACCCAGCUGGCCCAGAGUAAAUAUUUACACAUGCUUAGAUGGAAGAGAUUUUGCCAUCACAGUAAGAUCAUGGAGCAACUUUAUCCUUUUUACAAGAAACAAGUUGUCUACAUUAUGCAGGAAUACAAUGAUGCUCUUCAGAGAGCUGAUCGAUUGUCUGUUGCCCGAGAAAACUUCCUUAUGGGAAAAAAGAAUCCUCCUAACUUAGUGACACAGGAAGACCUGACUAUUUACACAAAUUGGUUAGUGUGUCACCUACACUCGCUCAAGAUUAUUCACCACUAUGUGCAGGCCCUCCAAUAUUUACCCAUCUCCAAAGCUCUGAGUGUAGCUGUUGAUGAAGUCCCUGAGGUUGGUCAGGAAAAUGAAAAGGUUCCUGUUGAUGACACUGACCCUGACAUCCAGGGUUCUGCAUCUCCAGACUCUAUGAAUACCAGUGUUUCAGGGCCAAUGAGAACAGAAACUGCUUUCGUUCUGCCCCAACACACAACAGAAACAGAAGAACUGAAACCUCAGCUGAGGCUGCUGCUCUCCCAUUUCAAUAUCUCAUAUGACGUGGAAGAGCUGAGGGAUGCUUCUAAGGAGACAGAACUUUUUGCCUUGGUUUCCCAAAAAUUUCAAAGCAUCUUCAUGGAGCAACAGAGAAUGCAAACGUUUCCAGACUAUAAUGCUGGGAUAGCUAAAGUGGAAAAUUUGGAUUUGACAGGACCUGGUAGGGCCUUGAAAAAGAGAGCCAACUGGACUUCCUUUAUAAAGAUUAAGCCAAAAUGUGAUCCUUGGCAAAAGAAGCUUUUGACCAAGCUAAAAGAACGGAGAAGAAUAGAUGUAUUAAUGCAACUCCAAGCAAAGUUUCUGAAGAUUUCCAACCCUGAGCGAGUGAUGCAAGUGCUCCAGGAUCAUGCUACGAAGAUGGUCUUGCUGGCUUCGUCUCAUCCAACAUGUGUGACUUCCCAGGGCAACUAUGACCAAAUCUGGGAGACUAUUUAUAGCAACAUCAACCUCUACCAGAAUGAAAACACUAAGGAAGAUGACCUUUCAGUGCAACAAGAUGAAAAUGACCCAGCACCACUAAAUCUUAGCCAGUGUGCUAAUAAGCCUGUGGAGCAGAAGAAAGAGACAAGGUACAGUUAUACAGUGGCCCUAGAGCUGCUGGGCUUGGAUGACAGGACUGGGCCCAGUGACAGGGAUCCUGUCCUGUUGAGCGGGACCUACUUGUCCUUUCUGUAUCUGCGUCACCUGAGGAUCCGGGAGCUGCAGCGCAUCUGCUUAGGAAUUCUGAACUAUUUUAGAUCCGUUGAGCGAACGCUGACGAUCAACACUUCAGGCCUUACCUUGGUUUCAGGGAGCCUGGUGCCUACCUCAGAAGACAGUUCCUGGGUAAAUAAAGCAAAAGGAGGCAUGGGCACCUCGCAAGGCCUAGGCACUCACCACUAUGCCCACGGGACACCUGCCGAGCACAGGGUCCAGAGCAUCCAAUUCAUGGAGUUCUCAGAAGUGGAGAACCAGGAUGAUUACUACAGCAUGGAUGCUGGUUACAUCCACACCCAGGACCAGCAAGGAGUGUAUGUCAUGUAUGAUGAAGCCUUGAGUGAUAUGAAGGACCUAGAGACAGAACUGCUGCUUGUGGCCAGCCAUUACAUUGAGAGAGAAAAAGGUCACAAAGAGGGCAGCAAGUCACAUAUUGACCAGGACUGGGGAUGGACCCAUGCAGGUGUGGACAGAUUUGCUGUGCUGUAUGACAUGUGGACUUGGGAAGCAGCUCUUCUAGAAAGCAAGCGCCAGCUUCUUGACAGUUACUUUGAAGCCUACCAGCAUGCAUUGGACCCAGAGGAGAGGUUUGCCUUAGCACAAGUGAUCACAGACAUCAUGCACAGGUGCCCAAGGUUUGACUUCAGUCAUCCUUACUUCAUUAAGGCCUACCGAGAGGAAUGCACCUGCCUGAGGCUUCACCUGCAGCUAGUGAGGGGCAUCCUCAACCAGCAUAUAGAGUGUCAGCGUGAGUAUGUCCAGAGGCUUUGGCAAAAAGGCCAUCCAGAUGCUAGCAAUACAUUUGGACUUCCCCUUAACAUCAUUUGCAAACAACUCAUUUCCAUCAACAAUAGCUGCUCAGCUUUGAAAAACAUUUAUCUGCUGGAGUUCCACCCUUCCUUGGGCCUGGCUUCCUGUAUCCCCAGGGCCCUCGAGCACCUCCUCAGGGAGGCCCGCCACACUUGCAGGCCCACAUCAGCCAUUGCCUUCACCUUGCUGGAGAGACGUGUGCUGCAGCUGGCCCUGGAUGUGUGGCUCACCCCAGCCAAGCCCGAGUCCUGGUACAGUGCACAGCUCCAGAAAGAUCUAUUUUCAACUAAAGUGAUGGGUGAUCCCUUUCUUGUGGGGGAGACAGGCCUGCUUGCACUCAAAUCUGCAGCAGACCAAGGACAGAACCAAGGCCAAGAUUCCCAAAUGCUGCUCCUGGAGAUGUUUUCCAAACUUUUGGAACUCUUGACCCUCCGGCAUAGGCUGAUAGAAAUGAGUCUGGAGAGUGUACACUUGGCACGUCUCUAUAAGGAUUUGGCGUGCGAGAUGGGUUUUGAAGAGUUCCAUUUGUAUCUGAGGCCUGUUCACUUUGAAUCUGCAUCACACAAGGACAAGGUGGUCCAUCCACCUCCUGUCUUUAUAACCUCUCUGCUGGGGGGCAGUGACUGCGUAGACAGAUAUUCUCCUGCUACUCUUGUCUUAGCUAUCUCUGAAGUGGAUGAUAACCAAAUUGGCAAAUUUAGUUUUUAUACAAAGGAAGCCAUUCUUAAGCUCUUGUGCCAUUCAGGAGUGGAAAACAUGCAAGUGACCCUGGCAUGCCAGGCUACUCAGAAGAAUGCUUUAAUGGUGGCUGUUCAGCAGGCAUCCUGCUGUCACACUCCCUGUGGGAGCUGUCCCGCUGAUGUCAAGGAAAUAAGUUCUGAUCUGAGAAAUCAUAAUGGAGUGGGUCCAACCAGAAGAAGAAAUUCCAGAAUUGUGAAUGGCAUAGAAGGCAUGCUGUUAGCCCCAAUUCCAAAAGUCCCAGAUGCCCUUACUCAUCCUUCAAAAAGAUUCCAGGCUUCCAAAAGGGCUCCGGAAGCUUUCGUGUCUAUUCAACUAGAAAAGGUGGGGCUGCGGGACAUGAUGCUGAAUGCCUUCCUCCUCAGGAAACAAGCCAUGGCUGACAGAAUGAAAAACCUUGAUGAAAUUGGGAAAGUCAAAAGAGAUGUUAUAGUUGAAUAUUGCCAGAAGUUCAACCAACAUAUGUCUCACUAUGCUCUUCGGGGGCAGAUCAUAGCAUACUGCAACAGCCUGAGAGCCCUACUGGACGAUUUCCCUACCAUCAGAGAUACUUUUUUCAUGGUGGGACAACGACAAGAAAAGAAGGGGUUGAGGGACUCCGAUGAUGGCCUCAAGAAUGACCCUAGGAGUUUUCAGCCCCGGCCACGGCGUUUGCUGUCUGCUGAUGGGAAAGUCUUCCUCAACUUAUGGUUCAUACCCCAUCCUUCUGAAGUGCUGGUUAUGUUCAAAACUCUGCCAGAAAAGGCAGCUUUUAGAGCCUUAAAGCUAACUCUACAGCUGAUAGCCCCUCUUCAUGACAUUGUGGCCUACCUUUUCAGUUUUGCUAAACUUGGAAAUUGUCCAGCAUGUUUUGAAUUUCCUCUGAGUCCUAACCCUCUGAGAGGUGACUGGGGAGGAACUGAGGGUAUUGGAUCUGAACUUCAAGAGCUGCAGAAAAUGAUUGACAGCCUCCAGAGCCCCCAAGAUCCCACUCUGGUAUCUCAGGUCCUUCUGCUCCAAAGGGAGGUUAUGUUUCUUCAGUUUGAUGCUGCAGUGAGGUACCUCAUCCGACAAACGUUUUUGGCAGCUGGAAAUGCUUCUGCCUACCAGUCUGUCACAGACGGCAUGUACCAUGGGUUGCCACCACUGAGCAACUCUCCAAUGAAGAGCAUUUUUGCUUCGCAGCUCAGCCUACCACAACCACUGGAUCCACAGAGCCUCCAGUCAUUUGUGCUGUUCCCUUGGAGAGCAUUUCUGGAAGAUGGAGGACCAUUUCCAGUUACAAGUAGCAGCCCAGAUACCCUAGAAUAUCACAUGCAGCUAUGCCUCUGUGGACUGAGUGGCCAUGACCUCAAGGUGGCUCAUGGAGAGCUGGCAGGCAUGCAACUGCUAAUGGAAGAUGUUCUUCUGAGUAACUAUCAUAUGAUCAUGGAGGGUCUCCCAGGACAGCAAGCCACACCAGACAAAAAUACACAGCCAGAUUCGUCCCGAGUGCCAGGACUCAGAAGUCAGUUCCAAAGCAGCCCAAAGGCCUCCAGGCUGCUGGGGGGCCCAUGUGAUGCCGUGAUGGCCCUUGCUCUGCUGAGAUCAUUUCUGGUGCUGUGGAAGCAACUGGAAGUGCUAAAGGAGCACUGGGGCCGACUCAAGCUCCAAGUCCAGGACGUCAACUCUCCCUGCCUCUACAAGCAGUUCUCGGAGCUCUACGGAACUGAUAUUCUCUACCCCAGCAUGAAAGCUAUAGCUAGGCAGAUGGGGAAAGAAGAUGAAUUUGAAGAAAUUUUAAUAACUAGUCAGUGUAUUCUUCCCCCCAAAGGAGCUUCAGAAAUCGAAAUAAAAACUCAACAGCUCCAGAAACUUCUGGAAAAUCUCGAAAUUCAUAUGAUCCAGGAGGUAAUAAGGAAAGUUAACAAAGAGAUAACACUGGUUGUAUCAGAAAAGUCCAAGGAGCAGCAUACUCUCCCUACAGAUCUUUGGAAACACCAAGUCAUGGAAGAAAACUUUUCAAUUAUCAGGCCGCAAAUAGUUGAAAAUUUUGUACAGAGAUUAUUGGAGAACUACCAGGAUGGUGGAUUAGAGGUCACGUUCAGGAAAGACCACCUUGAGGCCUGCCUCCUUUCCCUGGGUUGUGAUGUGAUGGCCAGAGAACGCAGCAACUUCGAGAGCUACUCCAUGUGUUACGAGCAUAUAUUGGAGCAUGUUAGACAGAAGCUCUGCCAGAAGGAGCAAGAAUUAGACAUUAUACGAAGAGGUCAAAGUCCACCUGAAGACAAGGCUGGUCAGGUUGCAGAACUCAGUCAUAAUAUGAUCAUGGAAAUCACUGUCCUGAGAGCCCGACUCACGGAUUUGGAGGAGGAGAAUCUAAAUCUCAAAAAGCAAAUUAGAAAAGAGGUCCAAGAAGAAUAUGAAGCGUUAGUCCAAGCUUUGUUUGUGACAUGUUUGCACAUCAAAGAGAAGUUGGAUGAGAAUCAGCUUAAUUUGAUCCAGAAAGUGUGUGAGCUCAUCGGCGAAGUAAGAACAGAAGGGAUUGACAACAUGAGAAACCUAAAGAAGAAGUGGGGCUCUGCCAGGCCUGACGAAGAAAUGAAAGAAAAUCCAGCCAAACAGGAGCAGCUGCAGGCCUUGGAGCAGGACAACUGCGGCCUGGCCGCCCUGGUGCGCAAGCUGAGGAGCCUGGGCCAUUGGAGGCUGGUGGUGCAGCAGGCACACUUCCGGGGCCAGCUGAGCAGGGCUGAGAAGGAAGCUGUGCAAACUAAAAAAGAGUGUUUGAACAUCAAGCUAAUGGCCGAACAAGAGGUAGUUUUAUUUCGUCAGCAGCUAUUGGCUCUAAGGCAGGCCCUGGCUAGGGCUCAGGCGGACAAUGUGAAGAUGUGCAGGCAGCAGGAGAAUCAGGCACAAUUGCUGAAAGAGUUAGAAAAUAGAGUGACCCAGGAAGCUCUCCACAGGCAGCAGCUGGAUUUAAUGAAAGCCUCCAGCAUGGAGAAGCUCUUAAAGGAUGUGGAGCAAAAGGAACAGCACCUGCAGCUCGUUACUGAAGAUGCCAAGAGGGCUUUUAAACUGGGCCAGCUGCAGCAGAAGAAAAUUCAGAGAGAACUCCGACAGGUGAGAAGCCGGCUUGCCCAUGAGCGUAGUGUGAAGCUGGAUGCUUUCCAGUGGGUAGAAGAGCUACAAAGUCAGCUUAAUGAUGUUGAGCAAUCCUCCACCCAAAGGAACUCACCUGGAGGCCUUAUAUCCCAAGCUCACUACUCCCUAAGUUCUGCUUCCACAUCAUCCAGAUACACCCAGCAACACCUUUUAAAGACUCAACUCAUGGGCAGCAAAAUAACAAGGAUUCAAAGGCCAAAGACUGUACCUAUAAAACACAAAAAAGGAACUGACCGUGUCUUCCUACCCAAUGUGGCAGAUACUGUUCAACUUUCAGCUUUUCAAGUUUAA